This is a messenger RNA of Triticum turgidum subsp. durum (durum wheat), 2880 nucleotides long. NCBI's taxonomy places the organism in Eukaryota, Viridiplantae, Streptophyta, Magnoliopsida, Poales, Poaceae. The record is from the annotation of a GenBank genome assembly.
AUGGAGAGAGCAUCUCAAAUCACCUUCUUCCUGUUACUUAUCAUCCAUUUCGGCGCAGCUCAAAAUGCUACCACAAGUGGAGCAGAUGAGUUCCCUGUCGGAGUGAUCCUUGACUUGGAUUCAUUGGGGGGCAAGAUGACACGGACCAGCAUUUUGAUGGCCCUGGAAGACUUCUAUGCAGUCCACAGAAACUACAGCCCGAAGCUAGUUCUCCACAUCAGGGACUCCAAAAGUAACAAUGUCCAAGCUGCAUCAGCAGCUCUCGACCUGCUAGAGAAUUACAGUGUCCAAGUUAUCAUAGGCCCUCAAACAUCUUCACAAGCAGCAUUUGUAUCGGAUCUCGGGAAUAAAACUCAGGUCCCUGUCAUCUCCUUCACAGCAACAAGCCCAUCUCUUUACUCUGGCAGUCUUCCAUAUUUUGUUCGUGCAACAUUGAGUGACUCUACACAAGUGAAUAGCAUUGCCUCCCUAAUUAAGGCCUACGGGUGGAGACAGGUGGUGCCAAUUUAUGAAGAAACUGACUAUGGUAGAGGUGUCAUACCAUAUCUCAUCGACGCCCUCCAAGAAAUUGAUGCCCGUGUUCCCUAUCGGAGUGUGAUCCCUCUGUCAGCAACUACUGAACAAAUUACCCAAGAACUCUAUAAGUUAAUGACAAUGCAAACAAGGGUCUUCGUGGUGCAUAUGUCACCUGAUUUGGCGUCGAUCCUCUUCACAAAGGCAAAAGAGGUUGGUAUGAUGAAGAAAGGAUUCGUAUGGAUCAUGACAGAUGGACUAACCAAUGUCAUAGACUCCAUGGACCCUUCUGUCAUGGAUGCAAUGAAUGGUGUUUUAGGUGUAAAAUUUUAUACUCCUAAAUCAGCAGAACUGGAUAACUUCACCAUACGCUGGAACAGGAGAUUACAGAUUGAUAACCCAAAUGAUCCACCACUGAAACCAACCAUAUUUGAACUCUGGGGCUAUGAUACUAUAUGGGCGGUAGCACAAGCAGUUGAAAACCUUGGUAUUAAGAACAAAACAUCAUUUCAAAAACCAGCAGUUGCAAGAAAUAUGACAAGCUUGGGAACUUCUGUUUAUGGACCGGAUCUCCUAAAGACCAUCUUGCAAUACAAAUUUAGAGGUUUGAGUGGUCAUUUUGACCUUUCUGGCAGGCAGCUGCAAGCCUCUACAUUUCAGAUCAUAAAUGUAGUUGGUAAAGGGUGGCAACAAAUUGGGUUUUGGACUGCAGAGAAUGGUAUUUCCCGGCGACUAUAUCACGGGGAAGCAAUGCCACAUCAUUCAGGCUUAGCUUCUGACCUAAACCCCGUGAUUUGGCCGGGAAAAUCAACAGAGAUACCGAGAGGGUGGGAAGCUCCUGUAAAUGGGAAGAAGCUUCGAGUAGGAGUGCACGUAAGUGUAUACCCACAAUUUAUGACAAGUGGAAAGGAUCCAAUCACAGGGGCAACUAAAGCAAGUGGCCUUUCAAUUGAUGUAUUCGAAGAGGCAGUUAAAAGACUUCCCUAUGCACUACCCUAUGAAUAUGUAGCAUUUGGCACUACAAAUGACACAAGCAGUGGAGGUUAUGAUGAUUUUAUUUACCAAGUUUACCUUAAGAAAUAUGAUGUAGCAAUUGGGGAUAUAACAAUCUCACAUAACAGAACUUCCUACGUCGAUUUCACUCUACCGUACACAGAAUCAGGAGUGGCAAUGGUUGUUCCAGCCAAGAGCAGCAGAACUAACAAAGCAUGGAUUUUCGUUGAGCCAUUAUCACGUGGCCUGUGGCUCAGAAGCAUCGGAUUAUUGUUCUACACAUGGUUUGUUGUCUGCAUAUUGGAGCUUCUGGAAAACAACAUAAAUAUUACUGGAGAAGUUCUGAGAAACAUCGGGAUUAUGACAUUUUUUUCUCUAUUUGGAGACAACAGAGUGAGACACUUACUAUCUCGGAUAGUCUUGAUUGUAUGGGUGUUUUUCUUCCUUGUAUUGUCAGCAAGCUACACCGCAAAUUUGGCAACAAUGCUUACCAUAAGACAGCUAAAUCCAACUAUAACCGAUAUCCAUGACCUCCGUAGAAGUGGGGACUAUGUAGGAUGCACUCAUGGUUCCUACGUCCAGAGUCUACUGGAACAACUCAAUUUCGACAAAUCGAAGAUCAAGACCUAUAGUACCUAUGACGGAUUUUACAGUGCACUCUCGAAGGGAAGCAAAAAUGGCGGAAUUGCCGCGUUCAUUCAUGAAGUUCCAUACAUCAGAUUAUUUCUGGCAAGGAACUGCAAAGGAUACACCAUGGUUCCAUUUUAUAAGGCAGCAGGUUUUGGAUAUGCAUUUCCAAAAGGAUCUCCUCUAGUUGGGGACAUCUCAAAGGCAAUCCUCAGUGUAAUAGGAGGAGAUACCAUCAAUCAAAUUGAGAAGAAAUGGAUCGGAGUAGGAUAUGAAAACAACUGUAACAAUGCAGGACGUGCACCUGAUCCAGACGAACUCACGUUUGGCAGUUUUCGAGGACUUUUCAAACUUAAUGUAGCUAUCACGACAUCCUGUUUUGUGGUAGCUGUGAUCAUUUACUUGUAUCCAAGGAACGAGCAACGUGGCCAAAAUGGGGAGCAGGCACAAGGAAAUGGAGGCGAACAGGCUGGAGACAGGCAACCUGGCCAUAAUGGGGGACAGGCACAAGAAAAUGGAGGCGGGCAGGCUGGAGGCGAGCAACCUAUCCAAAAUGGGGAGCAGGCACAAGGAAAUGGAGGCGGGCAACCUGGCCGCACAAGGAAAUGGAGGCGGGCAGGCUGGAGGCGAGCAACCUGGCCAAAAUGGGGAGCAGGCACAAGGAAAUGGAGGCGAGCAGGCUGGAGGAGCGAUGGUUCAACAGUCUCCUAUGGGGGUCCAAGAAGAGACAGGUCAACAAACAAGUGA